Molecule: messenger RNA, 1554 nt
Organism: Ficedula albicollis (Collared flycatcher)
Lineage: Eukaryota; Metazoa; Chordata; Aves; Passeriformes; Muscicapidae
Product: keratin-associated protein 10-4-like
Exons: 2
Coding region: 1-1554 (517 amino acids)
Source: RefSeq, a predicted model, not a curated record
AUGCGUCGCGCGACCGGCUGCCCGCUGAGCCAGAUCUGCAUCCCCCCUCCGGCAGUGCUGGUGAGGAGCUUCCCGGUGAGAUCCAGCCUGGAUCCCUGCAGCACCACCAGCAGCUUCCAGGGCUUCUCCCAGUGUGGGAGCCCCUGCUGCUACCCUGGCACCACCACCUACGUCAACCUGGGCGGUCUGGGUGCGGCCCAGGCAGCCUGUGGGCUCGCGGCCACCUCGUGCGUCCCCUCGUGCUGCCAGGGGGUGGCCGGGUGCACCACGAGGUGCGGGAACCCCCGCUGCUGCUGCUGCUGCCGCGUCACCGAGUGCAGCACCACGCGCCGGGAUUGCGGCCAGGAGGUCACCACGUGCGCCACAGCCACGUGUCAGGAUCCGUGUUGUCAGGAGGUCACCAAGUGCACAACCACGUGCCAGGAUCCGUGUUGUCAAGAGGUCACCAAGUGCACCACAACGUGUCAGGAUCCGUGCUGCCAGGAGGUCACCAAGUGUGUCACUACAUGUCAGGAUCCGUGUUGUCAGGAGGUCACCAAGUGCGCAACAACGUGCCAGGAUCCAUGCUGCAAGGAGGUCACCACUUGUGUCACCACGUGCCAGGAUCCGUGUCGCAAGGAGGUCACCAAGUGCACCACAACGUGCCAAGAUCCCUGCUGCCAGGAGGUCACCAAGUGCACAACCACAUGUCAGGAUCCGUGUUGUAAGGAGGUCACCAAGUGCACUAGGACAUGUGUGGAUCCGUGCUGCAAGGAGGUCACCAAAUGUGCCACCACGUGUCAAGAUCCCUGCUGCAAGGACGUCACCACGUGUGUCACCACGUGCCAAGAUCCCUGCUGCAAGGAGGUCACCACGUGUGUCACCACGUGCCAGGAUCCGUGUCGCAAGGAGGUCACCAAGUGCACCAGGACAUGUGUGGACCCAUGCUGCCAGGAGGUCACCAAGUGUGUCACCACAACAUGCCAAGAUCCCUGCUGCAAGGAGGUCACCACAUGUGUCACCAGGUGCCAAGAUCCGUGUUGCAAAGAAGUGACUAAGUGCACUAGGACAUGUGUGGAUCCGUGCUGCCAGGAGGUCACCAAAUGUGCCACCACGUGUCAAGAUCCCUGCUGCAAGGAGGUCACCACAUGUGUCACCACAUGCCAGGAUCCCUGUUGUAAGGAAGUGACCAAAUGUGUCACCACGUGCCAAGAUCCAUGUUGCAAAGAAGUGACCAAGUGCACCAGGACAUGUGUUGAUCCCUGCUGCCAGGAGGUCACCAAAUGUGUCACCACGUGCCAGGAUCCCUGCUGCAAGGAGGUGACCACGUGCACCACGUGUGUGGACCCCUGCUGCCAGGAUGUCACCAAGUGUGUCACCACGUGUGUGGACCCGUGUGGCAAGAAAGCCACCAGGGGCCUCACGCCGUGUUACGAUCCCUGCUGCAAGAAGUGCCGCGGCGGCGUCCAGGUCGUCACCAGGUGCGCCGACUCCUGCGCCACCACCUGCGUCACCCAGACCUGCCCGGUGUGUGGCCAGCGCUGCUCCGUGUCCUGCUGCCCGAAAUUCUGCUGA